AUGGAAGAUCAAUUGAAACGUCUUGAAGCUGUAACAAAUCGACUUGAGUCUGUCGUUCAUCAGCUAUCAUCGACUGGUGGUUCAUCGCAUACAAAUAAUGAUUCGGCAAAUAAUGUUGAUAAUACUCCUGUAGUACGUGAUUACGAUACCAUAAUCAAUGAAUCGGUCAAACCAUUUUUAACGAUUUCACAAAAGAUUGGUGGAGAAUUAGCGACUAUGAGUGAUCAUGUUAAACGUCUAUUUGAUGCUCAACAACAAUUUUUAAGACAAGCUGUACAAUCGACUAAACCGAAUGAUCAAAAAGUCGUAGAAGCAAUUAAACCCCAAUCAAGUGAAAUCGAAGCUAUAACAAGCUUGUCAAGCAAAAAUCGUAAAUCAACAUUAUUUAAUCAUCUAUCGGCUGUUUCAGAAGGUAUUCCAGCGCUAGGUUGGAUUCUUGUUACACCAACACCUGGUCCACAUAUCAAAGAUAUGACUGAUGCAGCACAAUUUUAUUCCAAUCGUGUAUUAAAAGACUUUAAAGAAAAAGAUGCAACUCAUGUCGAAUGGGUUAAACAAUGGAUGAAAAUAUUAAAUGAUCUCUAUACUUAUGUUCGGCAACAUCAUACCACUGGCUUAGCAUGGGCUUCGCAAGGUAAACGUGAGUUCGGUUCAGUGAGCGCACCAACGGUCAAACAUGUUGCAGCUGCUGGUGGACCUCCUCCACCACCACCACCACCACCUCCUCCGCCACCACCACCGCCAAUGUUCUUCGAUACUAGUUCUAGUGAAGAUGUUGAUAAUAGUCGAGCUGAAUUAAUGAGCUCUAUAAAUGCAUUGGGUCAAGGUGUAACAUCACAUUUGAAGAAAGUACCUGAUGAACUUAAAACACAUAAAAAUCCGCAACUACGACAAAGUGCAGAGCAUGAAUCUGAUCCUCAUGGUAAAAAAGGUACAUCACAAUUGAUUGAUGGAAAACCAGUUGUUCCACCUAAACCUGGAAAAACUUCACCAUCACAAACAACUGUUAAACCACAAACGGCUCGUGAACCAACAUCAGCCACUGGUGGACCACCGAAAUUAGCUCUCGAAGGUAACAAAUGGGUAGUUGAAUUUCAAACAGGCAAACAUGAUCUUCGAAUAACUGAAACCAAUAUGCGACAUUGUAUUUAUAUAUUUAAAUGCACGAAUUCAACAAUAACAGUUGAAGGCAAAGUUAAUUCAAUUGUUCUUGAUCAGUGUACAAAGGUUGGCCUUCAAUUUACAUCGGUUGUAUCAUUAGUUGAAUUCAUUAAUUGUAAAAGUAUGAAAGCACAAGUAACUGAACGUGUACCAACAAUACAAAUUGAAAAAACUGAUGGUUGCCAUAUUUAUUUAUCGAGUACAUCACUUGAUACACAAUUCAUAACAUCAAAAUCAUCGGAAAUGAGUGUUAACAUUCCAAUAGACGAUGGCGAAUAUAAAGAAUAUCCAAUAGCAGAACAAUUUAAAACCUGCUUCAAAGAUGAUAAACAAUUGGUAACUGUACCCAAUGAAUCAUCUGGCGUUUGA
Rotaria socialis is the source of this 1530-nucleotide messenger RNA. NCBI's taxonomy places the organism in Eukaryota, Metazoa, Rotifera, Eurotatoria, Philodinida, Philodinidae. The record is from the annotation of a GenBank genome assembly.